AUGGCUGAAGAUGGUUCUCCUAAAAUUUAUUGUUAUCCUCCAAAAGAAAGGAGUAAAACAUCAGCCGAAGCAACCAUUUUCUUUGGGACUGACAACGCUACUCCUAAAUCAGAAAAAACUAUUACUUCAGAAGGUGACCACAUUUCUUCAGUAAAUGACUAUACGCUAGAAAGUGAUUUUUCAACUAUUAUAGGCAACAGGCUUACCCCUCCAAAGGAAAGACUAAAAUCUGAAGAAGAUGUUGAGAACCAUAUUAUGAAGACAACAACUCAUCUGGAGAAAGAAAUUACCACUCUGACUGGCACUGCAAACUCCACAGCUGAUGACUCUAUUAUCGAAAAUUCAAUUCCAGUGAAAACUGGUAAUAUUUCACCAGUUGCGACUGUUUCUUUAAUAGAUUUUUCCAUUGGCCUUGAAGAAAAAGACAUUCUAUUGGAUAGCAUUGACCCAGAGGAUGAAGAUAUCCCGAUAACUUCUGAAGUCUCUGAUGAACCUAAGGAAAGCACCAUCAGCGUUGCUCAGACUCCUGACCUUUCAGCUAAGAAGAGUGUAUCUGACAUUAACAAUUGUAAUUCCUCGAUCAAAUUCACAGCCACCACUGAUGAGAUUGUCCAAGUCACUGACUCCUUUAUUCCUGAGUCUGAAAUCUCUGCUUCUACUGAAAACAAUACCACCACUAUUCCAGACAUAACUGCCCUUGCUGAAGAGAAAAUUACUGAAAUUGACUUAAUUCUUUCAGAAAAUGACCCCAAUGCUGUGGCUAAAUUAACUGACUCUGAUGAGGAAAACUUUAUCACUGUAUUUGAACUCACUGCCUCUGCUGAAAAAGACAAAGAUAACCCAGAAGACAUUCCGCUACUUGAUGAAGACUCUAUUGAUGGGGUAAAUGUUUGGCUGGAGAAAAAUACUGCAAAUGAAGCAGAGACCCAUUCUGUUUUGCUUACUGCUGUUGAAUCCAGAUACAAAUUCAUCAUCCCUGCAUCAGUAGCUACAAACCACAUGGAAGAUUCACCUGCCACAUCAAUGGAAGAUUUGUCUGAAAAUGAAUCUGAAACUAAGACUCCUGAGCCAUCUUCUGAGACUACCCCUGAGCUAGAGACCCUGAACCACAAGGAAGACGCCUUUACAACUGAAAUGGAUGUCUUUACACUACUAAGGGAAGUUCCAAAUGGGUUCAUGAUUUGA
Choloepus didactylus (southern two-toed sloth) is the source of this 1185-nucleotide messenger RNA. RefSeq names its product calcium binding protein, spermatid associated 1 (gene CABS1). Gene Ontology annotation, molecular function: calcium ion binding. The transcript has a single exon. The record is from RefSeq and is a predicted model, not a curated record. The coding region runs from base 1 to 1185 and encodes 394 amino acids. Gene Ontology annotation, biological process: spermatogenesis. Lineage: Eukaryota; Metazoa; Chordata; Mammalia; Pilosa; Megalonychidae. Gene Ontology annotation, cellular component: motile cilium; mitochondrial inner membrane.